AUGACUGAUAAUACUACAAAUGAAUCAGUUCAUGGUUGUCGUUCAAAUACAGAACGAGUUAUAACUGAUGAUGAAUAUGCAUGUUUAUAUUCUCCAGAAAAACAAGAUCGUCAACAAGUAUCAUUAUUUAAACAAAAUCAAUAUGAUAAAAAUGCUCAAAAAUAUUGGGAUCAAUUUUAUAAACGAAAUACAAAUAAUUUUUUUAAAGAUCGUCAUUGGACAUUAAGAGAAUUUAAUAUAAAUAUAAAUGAAACAAUGAAAUUAUUUGAAGUUGGUUGUGGUGUAGGUAAUUUUCUAUUUCCAUUACUUGAUGAAAUACCAAAUUUAUUUAUAUAUGCAUGUGAUUUUUCAUCAACUGCUAUUGAACUUCUUCGUCAAAAUUCAAAUUAUGAUUCACAACGUAUACAAUCAUUUAUUUGUGAUUUAACU
Molecule: messenger RNA, 429 nt
Organism: Rotaria sordida
Lineage: Eukaryota; Metazoa; Rotifera; Eurotatoria; Philodinida; Philodinidae
Source: the annotation of a GenBank genome assembly